Rhododendron vialii is the source of this 786-nucleotide messenger RNA. RefSeq lists its product as uncharacterized. The record is from RefSeq and is a predicted model, not a curated record. Lineage: Eukaryota; Viridiplantae; Streptophyta; Magnoliopsida; Ericales; Ericaceae. The transcript has a single exon. Bases 1 to 786 code for a protein of 261 amino acids.
AUGGGCGGUAAUAAGGGAAAGGGAAAAUAUAGCACGGCGAGAUCAGGCGGCGGUGUGCUCGACAAGUCAACUAUCGACCGUAUUAUGCUCAGAUUCCGGCCAAUUGCACCGAAACCCGCCGGAAACGGAUCUUCUUCCGGCGAAGCGACGCCGGAGUGCGACAACAACAAGAACAUCCUUACCAAUAAAAGAACGAAAAGAAAGUACGUUAGGGUUAGAAAGCACAACAAGCCACGGAAAAAGAAGAAAACGCCGUCGCCCGAGGGCGGAGAGACCGAAAACGCUCAGCACAAGAGCUUUGAGACGCUUCAGCUGUUGCCGGAGAGAUCCGACGGCGAGGCAUUACUACAGUGGAGCAAUGUCAUCGAGUCACGGGUGACGGUGGAGUGCGUGACGGACACGUGCGCGGCGGACGGAGACGGGCUGGGGUCGACGGACGAGGAUAGGUUGAGGAAUCUGGAGGCGGACGCGUGUCCGGGGUUCGUGUCGGAUGGUUCCCACGCGGUGCGGUGGGUGAACGAAGCUUACAAGAAGAUGGUGACGAGUGCUGAAGAAAAUGAUGGCAUUCAUGGGUUCUGGAAGAAGGAAUUUAGGGUUUGUUUAGUAAUGAAAGUGAAGUAUCCGUGCAAGUGUUUGCACCCUGCGUUCGGGUGUAGGGUGAGGGUGGACUACACGUGGCGCGAUCGGAAGCUGUCGCGGACCGUGCCGGGCGACGUGUGGAGGAUGGAGUGUGGUUGGUUUGCAUGGCGGCUGGACGUGAAGUCUGCGUUGAGUUUGGGCAUUUGA